Eutrema salsugineum is the source of this 1931-nucleotide messenger RNA. RefSeq names its product receptor-like cytosolic serine/threonine-protein kinase RBK1. The record is from RefSeq and is a predicted model, not a curated record. Gene Ontology annotation, molecular function: protein kinase activity; ATP binding. Bases 284 to 1696 code for a protein of 470 amino acids. Lineage: Eukaryota; Viridiplantae; Streptophyta; Magnoliopsida; Brassicales; Brassicaceae. The transcript has 8 exons. Gene Ontology annotation, biological process: protein phosphorylation.
ACGUCUUCCAAGAAUAACCAUUUCCAAAGAUAAUAGUGCUUUAACGAUACAAACGACUUUUGAAAUUCCUUUUGAAAACAUAAAAAAAAAAAAACGCAAACCUCUGCCCUCCAAUUUCUCCGGAUUCUCUCCGGAUCUGUGCUUUUUCCUUCUCCUAUCGGAGAUGUUUCCUCUUUGGUGUUCUUGUUUUCUGGGAGAAAAUUCCACGAAGCUCUGAAGUUUUUUUUUUCUUUUUUCAAAGCUUCACACAAGGAAUCCCAGAGGACGAAAUUUUCUCGAAGCUAUGGCCGUUGAAGAAAUGGAGAAGAAGAUCAAAGGAAGCAAUGAAAAGACAGAGCGGGAGAACAGUGACUUAGGUAUCGAGGAUCCAUCGCCAAGAUGCGUGCUUGAAAUUCCAGUAAUGGCUUCAGAUUCCGAUAACAGCAGCAGCAGCAGCAGUUGCAGCUCAUGCUCCCCGGAUAAAUCAUCGUCGCCAUUAUCGACGACUCCUACAAACGUUUCGUCUUUUCACCACCACGGUCGUCAAUGGAACAAGAUGAUCGACUCCAUCAAGAAGAAAUCCAUGAGGAGAUUCUCAGUCAUUCCUCUGCUCGCGAGCUACGAGCUCACCCGCAAAAACAUGCGGCGGAAACAGCCCAAGCUAUCUCCGUCGCCGGGAAACGAAUUCGACUGCGAUCAAAUCCUCGUCGCUAAACCCUCGUGGCGGAAUUUCACAUACGAAGAGCUCGUCGCCGCCACCGACAACUUUAAUCCCGAUAAUAUGAUCGGGAAAGGAGGACAUGCGGAGGUGUACAAAGGGGUUUUACCUGACGGAGAGACAGUGGCGAUCAAGAAGCUGACGAGACACGGCAAGGAAGAAGAAGAACGAGUCAGCGAUUUCUUGUCGGAGUUAGGGAUAAUCGCACACGUAAACCACCCAAACGCAGCUAGGCUUCGCGGUUUCAGCAGCGAUCGCGGUUUGCAUUUUGUGCUCGAGUACUCUCCUCACGGCAGUCUCGCUUCUCUACUCUUUGGAUCUGACGAGUGCUUGGACUGGAAUAAACGGUAUAAAGUGGCUCUGGGUAUAGCUGAUGGUUUGAGCUAUCUUCAUAAUGAUUGCCCUCGACGGAUUAUUCACCGUGACAUCAAAGCUUCCAACAUUUUACUUAGUCAAGAUUACCAAGCUCAGAUAUCGGAUUUUGGACUUGCUAAGUGGCUCCCAGAGAAUUGGCCUCAUCACAUUGUUUUCCCUAUCGAAGGCACAUUCGGGUAUCUAGCUCCAGAGUACUUUAUGCACGGGAUUGUUGAUGAGAAGACGGAUGUGUUUGCAUUUGGGGUUUUGCUUCUAGAGAUCAUAACUGGUCGUCGAGCUGUCGAUACAGCUAGCCGGCAAAGCAUUGUGAUGUGGGCGAAACCGCUUCUGGAGAAGAGCAGCGUGGAAGAAAUAGUCGAUCCUAAGCUAGGAAAUGACUUUGACGAAACCGAGAUGAAAAGGGUAAUGCAAACAGCUUCAAUGUGCAUACACCAUGUAGCCAGUAUGCGUCCUGAUAUGAACCGGUUGGUGCAGCUGUUGCGUGGAGAUAACCGGUUAGCUGAGCUGCAACAGAUAUCAUGUGGAGCAAGAAGAGUGAGUCUCGACGGGUGUGACCUACAAGAUCACACCUCUUCCUCUUACCUUAACGAUCUCACUCGGCAUAGACAACUCUUGAUGGAAUGAAGCGGUCUGAUAAAAUCAAUACACACAAAAGAGUGAAUUUAAAAUUUCCUCCCAAGGAGAAGAAACAACAACAACACGUGUUUCCUUUUCCUCUUUAAUUGCCUGUGAUUUUGCUUCAUCUUCUCCAUUGUAAAAAUCUCCAAGAGAGGGAAAAUGUUGUAUGUAUAAUCUGCCUCUAGUCUCAGCUUAUGCUUUUGUCCUCAACCCUGUGGCUGUCUCUGUUUCUUCUUGUUAA